Molecule: messenger RNA, 459 nt
Organism: Laetiporus sulphureus 93-53
Lineage: Eukaryota; Fungi; Basidiomycota; Agaricomycetes; Polyporales; Laetiporaceae
Exons: 2
Coding region: 1-453 (150 amino acids)
Biological process (GO): intracellular protein transport
Cellular component (GO): mitochondrial outer membrane
Source: RefSeq, a predicted model, not a curated record
AUGGUCAAAGUCGACAUCAUCGAGGAAAAGGACCAGGACGCCAACUCCCCCUACGCCUCCCCCUCCUCGUCGCGCACAUCCUCCUCCGUCUCCCUCUCUAACGUAAGCGAUGCCGAGCUCGACCUCGAAGAGUCUCUCUACGAGCGCAUUGUCGCCCUCGUCGACAUCGUACCUCCUUCCACCCGCCACAAAAUAAACUCCCGCGUUUCCAAGGCGGCCGGCUUUGUCAAGGGUACCGGCAAGCUCGUCGGCAACCUCGUGUGGAUAGUCACCACGAGCGCGCUCCUCAUCGGCCUCCCGCUUGCUCUCAGCCUAGAGGACGAGGCCAAGAUCGUGCAGCAGGAGAAGGAGAUGCUGGCUCAGCAGCAGGGUGCGCAGCAUAUGGCUUCCAUGUACGCUCCGUCGAAUCCCAACCAACAACAGCAAAAGGGAGUCGUUCCCCCGGGAUUCUAGACCUCU